AUGCUGGAGUAUUUCGUAACAAGUCUAAUUGUUUACAAUCUCUUCCUGGUCCUUCCAGCAGCUCUUCUCUUAUUCACUGUUCCAACGACAUGCUGCAACAAAAAGAAGAAGAAAACGUCGAAGUCGGCGUCAAAAAACAAGAAGAAUAAGCAUCAUAAAGGAAAAAAGAAGCAUUCGAAGACUGCUCCAACUACUACUCCGUUGACUACUCCACUCAACAAUAAUCCUCUUGUUCCAACUCCAAUCACUUCUACUCCAAUCGCUCCACCCACUCCAUUAACACAGACUCCGAAAGCAGCACCGACGCCUACAGUGACAGAUUCAACAGAAGCUGUCGAUACUAAACCAGCUGUUGUUGUACCUGUUAUAUCCACAAAAUCCAAAGAAAAUGUGGAAAAAGAAGAAGAGAAAAAGAGUAAAAAGAGUGAAAAAGAAGAGGAAAUUGGAGAACUAUUGAGAUGUCGUGACUACACCCCUGAGAACUUCGGUGAACUUAAAUAUCUCUUCGAUUUGUUGGAUUGA
This is a messenger RNA of Caenorhabditis remanei, 522 nucleotides long. RefSeq lists its product as uncharacterized. Bases 1 to 522 code for a protein of 173 amino acids. The transcript has 3 exons. The record is from RefSeq and is a predicted model, not a curated record. NCBI's taxonomy places the organism in Eukaryota, Metazoa, Nematoda, Chromadorea, Rhabditida, Rhabditidae.